UGGAAAAAAGCGCCUGUUUUAUUCAUCGAGCCAACAUCCAGUCAGUAGUACGACAGUCAGCCUUGCCGCUGCAUUACAGCAGAGUGAGGAGCGAACAGAGCAGUACGGAGGGAACUGUGCGCAAGAGGAGGCGUUUAUGUGCGCUAUAGAGCUUGUGGUGCUGAAACGUGCUCAGUUGCACCGACGAGCGAAGCCCCGCUGAUCAAGAGAAACGGAGAUUUUUUUUCUAUGACCCCUAUACAGAGGAUUUACUCCAAGUACUUGGAUUGAUUCAAGACCUGCGCAUUGAAGCAACUUCAUUUGAACAGAAUUUUGUUGGGAAAUAUUAACUGAACACGGGAACGAUCGAGAGAAAGUUGUAAACUUUAAAGAGACAACCGGCAUUGAUGCUUAGACUGUGUUCAGAUGGCAGUAGAGACUUCCAGCUUCUCAGAGCUGAGGUUAACAUAAUCUGCUGUGUUUUUAAUUUUUUACCCAAUUCAAGAGGUGGGCGAGGACCAGCUUCCACAUUCAGUCCAGCCGGAGCUUUCGUGCGCACACUUUCAGUCUAGACUGCAGGACAAGUGUUGAAGACUCCGGAAAGAUGUUGACGUUUUACAUCGCAUUGUGCCUUUUAGGAACAGUGUCUCAAGCAGCCUACUUUUCCCAGCAGCCCCAGGACCAAGUAGUGGUUGCUGGCCAAUCAGUAACCUUGCCCUGUGUGAUUGUGGGAUACCGGGGCAUGGUGCAGUGGACCAAAGACGGCUUGGCGCUAGGCGGUGAACGAGACCUACCCGGUUGGGUACGUUACUCUCUGAUGGGAGACCCGCUAUCAGGAGAGCACAGCUUGGUGAUCGAUUCAGCUGAGCUUGGCGAUGAUGCGGUCUACGAGUGUCAAGCCACGCAGGCUGGGCUGCGAUCACACAGAGCCAAACUGACGGUGCUGGUGCCACCUUCAGAUCCUGUAGUGGAGGGAGGGCCAGUGGUCCGUCUUAAAGCUCAUACACCCCAUAACCUGACAUGCCGGGCAUCUGGAGCCAAACCUGCCGCAGAGAUUACCUGGUACCGAGAUGGAGAGAUAAUGCAUGAUGCCAUCUACUCAAAGACUUUGAUGGAGGAUGGAAAGAGAGAAACAGCGGUUAGCAUGCUACCCAUGGUGCCUGAGGACAGAGAUUCUGGACGUACAUACACCUGCAGGGUCCUAAACCCUGCCGCCCCUGCAGGUCGCCAAACUUCAGUUACCAUCAGUGUUCAGCAUCCUCCGUCUGUGACUCUCUCUGUUCAGCCUCAGACGGUGAUGGAGGGAGCAAAAGUGUUGUUCAUCUGCUCUGCCUCUGCCAACCCUGAGAUCACAGGUUACAGAUGGUCCAAAGGUGGGGUUCCUAUCUCAGAGGCCAAUGGUGACAGCCUGGAGGUGACCGUAGACCACUCUUACUUCACAGACCCAGUCUCCUGCGAAGUGUCCAACUCAGUAGGAAGUACUAAUGUCAGCACCUUGGUGGAUGUACAAUUUGGUCCCAAGUUGCUGACUGAACCGAAACCCCAGACAGUGGACAUAGGGAUGGAUGCUGCUUUCACAUGCUCAUGGACGGGCAACCCUCCCCUCACUCUGGCCUGGACAAAACAAGGCUCCAGUGUGGUGCUCAGCAAUAGUAACACCCUUCAGCUGAAGGCAGUUACACAAGAGGAUUCUGGGACAUACACCUGCAAAGCUAUCGUGCCUCGGAUUGGUGUGGCAGAGAGAGAUGUAACUCUAACUGUCAACGGCCCUCCCAUCAUCACGGCUGAGGCCACGCAGCAGGCCGUCAAGCAUUCCAAGGGCAAGCUGGAGUGUCUAGUGGGCAGCAGCCCUCCUCCUGACAAGAUUGUGUGGACAUUUGGAGACACGAUCUUGUCAUCUGGCUCUUCUGGUCGGUUUUCCGUGCAGACAGUACACAGUGACCGAGGGGUCCUCUCCUCGCUAAUCCUCUCAGAGACUAUGGCCCAGGAUUUCCAGCUUCGAUACAACUGCACUGCUUGGAACCGCUUUGGUACAGGCACGGCACUGGUCACUCUUGAAGAGCAAGAGGCCCUCCCCUUGCUAAUCAUCAUUGGAGCAUCGGUGGGCGGAGGCUGUGUCUUCAUUGUUUGUGUCAUUACCCUGGUUUCCAUCUGCUGCCGCCACACUGCUAAAGGCAAAAAGGGCACACGCCUGUCUAAGAGCGACAUCCGCGUACAAAUCGUGCACAGCGACCACAACGCAGCCAGAGGAAACGAUGAUGAGGAGGACGUGAAGGAGCCUAUGGCUCCCAACAGCAGUGAGUCUCCAGGAACGUCUCGCACAGAGCACAGCGACCUGCUGGAAGAGGAGGAUGAUGAGAGAUCAGAUAUCAAGGAUCCCACUAAUGGCUACUACAAUGUGCGGGCUCACGAGGACCGCCACAUUACAAGAACUGGGUUCUCCGAAUAUGUCCCUAAUGCUCGCCCAGUCUACACUUCCUCUCAGCUUCCCUCGCCGAGCCCCUUAUAUGGCCAACACUCCACUCAGCCUCGGAUUUAUGACUUCUCCCAGCGUUACGCCACAACCCCUGCCACACGCACCACCUAUGAGCAACAGCAGUCUCAACAACCACAGCAACAACAGCAAACUCCUACCAUCUAUCCUCAGGAUCCACUCUAUGCGGGCUCCGCCUACCUGCCCGCCACCUAUAGCCGCGCCUUCACAAGCUACGUCAAACCCGCAUCCUGCGAGAAGGCUGACGGGUACGAGCAUUCAGACCAGGCCAGCAAGGUGUCCAACUCCUCCCGUUUCUCAUACGCAUCCUCGCAGGUGUCGUCGCAGCAGUCUGACUAUGGGCGGCCCUCGCAGCAACGCAUGCAGACUCAUGUGUGAUGGCUCCCUCGAAGACCUGCUAAGGGUCUGGCAUGAUCAAAGACUUUCUUCUGAAUGGGUUCAGGAGGGAUUAAGCGAACUUUAAACUGAGAUUCAAGAGGCGGAAAAGCUUUAUUGCUAUCUUGAAGUGAAUGUUGGAUCGAUGGAAAACUUCUUUCGAAAGAACUACAACGUGCCAAGCUUGGAAGUCACCAUCAAGCUACUGAUUUUCUUCGUCCAAAUGUUGAACUUUAAGGGAAAUAAACAUCGUCCAUCAAUUCAUCUCUAUGGCACUGUAUUUCCAUUCAAAAAGGCUCCAGCAUUGACCCUUCUAGAUCUUGGAGAAGGAAAGCAGUGCUGUGGGGAAGGGCAGUGUCCUCAUGAACUAAUCUUUGUAAACGAGGACAAGCUCAUGACACUACGCUGAAACAAUCAAAAUGACAUGAACUUGCAAAAAAUCUAAAAGAUAAAAAAUAAGUGUUUGUUGGCAUGCUGAUGGAAUUGUAAGCACAUGUGUGUAUCAGUGACAACAGGUCUUGCCUACACAAAGUGGCUCAAAGUUCAAUUCACAAAGCAGGGGAGCAGAAGAAAGAAGAGCGCAUGCGCUCACCCUAAGAUAUUUCUUCAGAAGCUCUAUCUGUAGUCUGCACUGCUGUUGGGCUAGCAAGAGAGUAUUUAUGUAAAGCCUCAAUGGACCAGUGCAGGAAACUGGAAUCUGGAAUGCUUUGGUUAAAAAAAAAAAAGAAAUUAUGGACAAAAUCCAUAAAAUAUAUUUCUGUCUGUUUGAUGGAACCAAGAUUGGCCAAUCCCCAAAGAAUCAAAUUUAGAGGUGCGGUCUUUUUAAGCUAUAUUCUCAAGGACUUGCUGCAGAGUUCAGAGUAGAGCCCAUUUCGGGACCACGGUUUCUUAAGUCAAGCUAUGUACGGCAAACCUAAAUUACAGCACGGCCUUGUGGCGUGCAGUAAUAAUCUUGUAAUGUUCCUUACGUGACCACUGUAUGUUACAAAUACAAAGUGUGCCAAGGUGACUGUUAUGUCAUGCUGACAUGGCUGACACCGUCAGGUAGCACCAACAUGUUUACAUAGAAGAAAAAACAGAAAAAAGAAAUAGCAAGUGAAAUGCAGUACUGUCCAUUUCCACUUAGAGCCACUUCAAUGACUGUACAAAUUGUUGGGAAAUUCACUCCCGUCUGUUGCAUGCAGAUGAUGUGUGUACGUGAAUGUAAUCAGCAUUUCUUCUCAUCUGUUUGUUCCUUGUGUGAGAAACCGCUUACUGCACCCUACGUCUGUUCGAUCUUGGAUACCUGCAUUUGGAGGUUACCAUACUGCCAUUUUCCUUUGAGCCUGAAUGGUCGGCUCCAUUUGGAAAGAUAAAAAAAAAAAAAGUCAAAAUGAACUGUAAGAUAGGUGAAACAAAACAUUGGUUGUCUUUAUUUUUAUAUUUUAUAUAAGCCUUAAUGUACAGCGUGUAAGCUGCUCUAUUGUAAAGUACCUUUAUAUUAUAAAAUGCAUUUAUCUAUAUCUUUGAGUUGACUUCAUUUGGUUCACAACGGUUUUUACCCCCAUGUUACCUAUCAGUUUUGGAGAGGUGAAAGGUGUUACGUUACACAACUAAUUGACCUUUUCCUUCCGUUUCUUUCUUUUUUUUUUAAUAACGUUCAAAUAAUUUUAUUUGCUAAAAAUGAGCUAUUGUUGCUUGUAACUUUGUACACAUAUUUAUAUUUCAAUA
Sinocyclocheilus rhinocerous is the source of this 4558-nucleotide messenger RNA. RefSeq names its product kin of IRRE-like protein 3. NCBI's taxonomy places the organism in Eukaryota, Metazoa, Chordata, Actinopteri, Cypriniformes, Cyprinidae. Bases 584 to 2851 code for a protein of 755 amino acids. Gene Ontology annotation, cellular component: plasma membrane; cell-cell junction. The transcript is spliced from 15 exons. Gene Ontology annotation, molecular function: cell adhesion molecule binding. Gene Ontology annotation, biological process: cell-cell adhesion. The record is from RefSeq and is a predicted model, not a curated record.